Molecule: messenger RNA, 2091 nt
Organism: Andrographis paniculata
Lineage: Eukaryota; Viridiplantae; Streptophyta; Magnoliopsida; Lamiales; Acanthaceae
Exons: 7
Coding region: 281-1882 (533 amino acids)
Source: RefSeq, a predicted model, not a curated record
AAAAAAAAAAAAUGUAACCAGAAAAUCAAAAUCCCUAAAAACCCUACCCAACUCAACAAUCAAUCCAAUCGAAUCCUCCAUUAAAGCCAAUGAUCAUCAGCAGUUGAGCUUUUAUCAUCUCCAAUCAAACAACCUGCAGCAUAUGCAUAUCAGACUCCAUUCUUGUCCUCUUCAAGUUAUCCACACAAGACAAGAAACAAAGCCAUAUCUGUUUACGCCUACACGCCUCUCAGCGGAGUAAUUUGUACACACGCCAAUCUACGAAGAAUUCUAUCGAUCCAUGGCUUGUUCGUGGAAGAUUGCCAGAGUCCACAGUCUAUUACUGCUAUCAAUUGCAGGAUUCAUCAUCCUUAAUUGCGUCUAUACCGAGAAAUCGAAAUCCUUGAAAUCGCCGUUUCGCCCCGUUGACGUAUUGCCUCUGCUGCCGAGGCAAGUCUCGUGGCCUGCUCUGACUAAGCUCAACGAAGCACAGAAUCUCCUGCCUAAGUUCGUCGGUGCCGCCGCUGCUACGAACAAUUCGAUUCUGCAGUGGAGUGGAUCCUGCUUCUACAAUAACACCGCCUGGCUGGUCCUUCACAACAACAGUGGAACCGAAUUCGGUGGCGGUACUCUCCACAUUAAGGUUAGCAAUGCUCAUAGUUGGACAUGUAUGGAUCUUUACAUCUUCUCGACUCCAUAUCGAGUUACAUGGGACUAUUACUUUCUGUCUCGGGAGCAUACACUUGAGUUCGAAUCAUGGGAAACACAAGCUGAAUUGGAAUAUGUUAAAAAUCGAGGGGUCUCGAUCUUUCUUCUGCCAGCAGGGAUGUUAGGAACACUUCGUGCUCUCUGGGAAGUGUUUCCUCUGUUCUCCAAUAGUGAAUGGGGUGAGAACUCUAAUCUAAAGUUUCUUGAAAAGCACAUGGAUACUUCCUUUGAAGUUCGGCCUGAACCGUGGGUUACCAACAUCACUGUUGAUGAUAUCCACUCUGGAGAUUUUCUUGUUUUGUCCAAAAUCCGGGGUAGAUGGGGUGCUUUCGAGACCCUGGAAAAAUGGGUUACAGGGUCUUAUGCUGGCCACACCGCGGUCUGCUUGAGGGAUUCGGAAGGAAAACUAUGGGUUGCAGAAUCGGGACAUGAAGUAGAUGGAGAAGAUAUCAUUGCAAUCAUGCCAUGGGAGGAAUGGUGGGAAUUCGAGCUGACUAAGGAUGAUGCAAAUCCUCAAAUAGCUCUUCUUCCUUUGCAUCCAGACCAACGGGCCAGUUUCAACGAGACUGCUGCCUGGGAAUAUGCUAAAAGCAUGUCGGGAAAACCUUACGGUUAUCAUAACCUGAUAUUUAGCUGGAUAGACACAGUUAAUGACAAUUUUCCAGAACCCUUGGAUGCUCACAUGGUGGCUUCUGUUAUGACUGUUUGGACUCAGAUGAUGCCUGCGUAUGCCGGCAACUUGUGGAAUGAAGCGCUGAACAAACGACUAGGAACUCAGAACUUAACUCUUCCUGAAAUUCUUGUGGAAGUCGAGAGGCGGGGAUCAUCGUUUGGCGAGUUAUUAGCAAAACCCGAACAAGACAAUUGGGUUUAUGAGGAUGGGAUGUCGGCGUCAUGUGUUGCCUAUGUCUUCGAGCUGUACAAGGCAGCAGGAUUGUUCGGAAAAUUAUCCAGCAAAAUUCAAGUCACUGAGUUCACAAUAAAAGACGCCUACUCCGUAAAGUUCUUUGAGAACGACCCUCGCCGUUUGCCCAAAUGGUGCGACGAAGGGGACACGGAACAACGACCCUUCUGCCAAAUCCGAGGGAAGUAUAGAAUGGAAUUACCAGGUUACAACACUGUCGAACCGUAUGCCCACAUGAACGAGAAGUGCGAAUCCUUGCCGACAGAAUAUUACAGAACUCCAGGCUGCUAAUGUUAGGCAGUUCCCUCGAAAUUCAUUCAUAUUAUAUACUAAUUUCUAGCAUUUAGAACUUUUAUCUUCACUACACCAGUAUGUUUGGACAGAUUAGCACAUAUUUUUGGAAAUAUUGGGCGUAAUCCCGGGUCGACUGUACAGCUAUACCGUAGACGAGGUUUUGAUAAUAUUGUAUGGUUAGAAAUAGAAUGCUUCAGCUUAUCUAA